Messenger RNA from Penicillium alfredii, 981 nucleotides. RefSeq lists its product as uncharacterized. Lineage: Eukaryota; Fungi; Ascomycota; Eurotiomycetes; Eurotiales; Aspergillaceae. The transcript is spliced from 3 exons. The record is from RefSeq and is a predicted model, not a curated record. Bases 1 to 981 code for a protein of 326 amino acids.
AUGGCCGAACCAACGCUUGAGGGUCUGCCUACAGAGCUCAAGAUCCUGAUUUUAUUUCGAGUCCCCGACGGCGACACUCUCAAAUCCCUCGUGCUUGCAUCGCCUGGCUACCAUAGUUCGUACCUUGCGGCGAGACAAGGAGUACUUGGAUGUCUUGUUAAACGGCAAUAUAAUGGAUUCCUCGAUAUAGCCGAGGCACUCACUGCUAUCCGGUCUGAAGGUCUGCAUUUUACCCUCCAGAGGGAAAACGCAAUCUCCUUGCUGGACCAGUGGCGUCGCAGAGAUGAGCUUCGCGAGCUCAAUCAAUCCUCGUCAAAUCGGCUACCCGAGCCUGCCGGCCUGGAGGAAAUUAUAAAGCUAUUACAUUUCCACAAAAUUCUACGUUUCUUCCUCGAAGAUCAUUCAAUCAACGCACCAAGACCACCCUGGAUUCAGCCUGUUCAAUGGGAAGCGCAGCUGCCUUUAUGCUUGUCACAAUCUGAAAAGUGCCGUUUUCUACGAGCAUUGUGUCGAUUACAAGCUUUGACGAACAUCUUCGGAGACUCAGACGGGGAGCCAGACGGUCGGUUUAUAAUCUGGCAGUUACCCAACACAUAUGAAUCAGAAGACCCCCGGAAUUAUACAAUGACAUGCAUAUUCGAGAGACGGCAUAUCGGGUAUCUCAUCUCCAAAGCCGCGGUUAUCGCGCAGGAGAUUUCAGAUGAUUUAGGGCAACUCAGCAAGAGUACAUCGUGCGAAUUCUUCUGGGAUAUUCUUCCCCGUGAUCAACGGCCACCUCCAUGUGAAAUCGAAAGCGAAUGGGAUCUUGUUCGCUUCCAGCAGCACUUCGCGGGACUAGCAGAACUAGGACCCGAAUUUCUUUACGGCGUUCUGCACAUGGAUCGGCUCUCUCGACGUAAUACCAUUUGCACCAGCACCGGCCACUUCUGGGCAGGGCCAUUCAUUGGACUUCGGCUUGAAUUCUCGCGGGCUGAUCGUUGA